Iphiclides podalirius (scarce swallowtail) is the source of this 1194-nucleotide messenger RNA. NCBI's taxonomy places the organism in Eukaryota, Metazoa, Arthropoda, Insecta, Lepidoptera, Papilionidae. The record is from the annotation of a GenBank genome assembly.
AUGAUAAAUAUAUUCCGUCGGAGUGUUCGAGACGUUUUGAAACCAGAGCACAACGAUCACUAUCUCUUGAGAUGGCUCCGAGCGCGACAAUGGGAUCCGGAGGCGGCAGAGAAAAUGUUACGUGACUCGCUGAUUUGGCGGGAAAAGUGGGGCGCCGAUACCACGCUUGAGACGUGGCAGGCACCUGAAGUGCUCGAGAAACACUUCCCAAGCGGCACAACGGGCUUCGACAAGGAAGGAUCACCGAUCAUUAUUGUACCAUUCGUGGGUCUCGACGUUUGGGGUCUGUUGCACUCCGUCACUAGGACGGACCUCAUCCGUAUGAUUCUGCGUCAUCUCGAGGGCUAUUUGGCGAGCGCGAAGAAGCAGUCACUGGUGCACGGACCCGCGGCCCUAAAGGUUACGGUGCUAUUCGACCUGGAAGGCUUCAACGUCCGCCAGUACGCGUGGAAACCGGCCGCCGAGAUGGUGUUCACGUUGCUACAGAUAUACGAGGCCAACUAUCCCGAAAUAUUGAAGACGUGUUUCAUUAUCAACGCGCCAAAGGUCUUCUCGUUGGCCUUCUCCGUGAUCAAGAAGUUCAUGCACGAGUACACGAUAUCGAAGAUCAAGAUAUACGGGACGGACGCGAGGAAGUGGCAGCCCCACGUGCUCGAGGUGAUAGACGCCGACCAGCUGCCGAAGCACUACGGCGGGAGUUUGGUGGACGAGGACGGCGAUCCCAGGUGCAGCGCCAUGGUGAAACCGGGCGGUAAGGUGCCCAAGAGCUAUUAUGCGAAGAGCGCCCCCUAUGAGCAGAGCAAGGAAUACACUCGGGUCACAGUCAAGACAGGGGACAAGCAUGCAGUCGACUUAUUGUGCAUGGAGGGAGAAAGUGUUUUGAAGUGGGAGUUCGGCGUGGACAGCCACGACAUCAAGUUCCUGAUAAAGAGGCGCGACGAAGACGGCAACGAGACGCUCGUCCACGGGCCGCGGAAGGUGGCGGAGGGGCCGGUGGAUGUUGGCUUCCUGCCCGUCAACGGGCCGGCCACUUAUUCAGUAAUAUUCGACAACAAGAGCGCGUACUUACGCAACAAGAAGGUUUACUACGACGUUCUGAUAUCUGUGCCAGAAAGGGACCUCAAUAUUUCGGACAUGCCGGAAGAUUCUAUAGAGGCCACAGAGCAAGCUUUCGUGGCGGAAAAAACCGGUUUG